AUGAAAGCCGACUGGGUGACUCUGACCCAAUCGCCAGGAGAGGUCACAGUUGUGGUGCUAGGAAUAUUUGUGAAGAACCACAACACUCCCAUCGUCAUAGCCAACAACCGGGAUCUGACUUACAUUCUCCUCAUCUCUCUCCUGCUCUGCUUCCUUUCUGCACUUCUAUUCAUUGGCCAGCCUGGAAAAGUGACAUGUCUUUUGCAACAAACUACUUUUGGAAUGGUCUUCUCAGUGGCAGUUUCUUCUAUCUUGGCAAAAACCAUCACAGUGAUUAUAGCAUUUAUGGCUACCAAACCAGGAUCCAGGAUGAGGAAGUGGGUAGGGAAGAAAUUAACAAAUUCCAUUGUUGUUUCCUGCUCCCUGAUCCAAGCAAUCAUCUGUACUUUAUGGCUGUCAAUAGCUCCUCCUUUCCCAGAUGUUGAUAUGGUCUCAGUGCCUGAAGAAAUUGUACUACAAUGUAAUGAAGGCUCUGUGAUCAUGUUUUAUUGUGUCCUUGGCUAUAUGGGUUUCCUGGCUCUUAUCAGUUUUACCACAGCUUUCCUUGCCAGAAAGUUACCAGACAGUUUCAAUGAAGCUAAGUUCAUCACCUUUAGCAUGUUGGAUAGCAUCUAUUACUGUUCAUUCCACAAGGAGCGCCGCUUCCACCAUGGUAUGGUCUACUCUGGCAUCAUUGGACGAGAUCUGCAGGGCAGCGGCGUGGGUGUCCCCUUUGUCCUUUUUCAGACACUAUCAACUAGCUUAAUUCCUAAGAAUUACCAGCACAUCCUGGCUUUGGAAUUCGCUGUGAAGGAGAUCAAUGAAAACCCACAGAUCUUACCCAAUCUCACCUUGGGCUUCCGCAUCUAUGACAGCUAUGAUAAUGCUAAGAGCACAUAUCAUACCACCAUGCUACUUCUAUCAUCCAUGGAGGGGUUGAUCCCCAACUACAUAUGUAACCCUCACAACAGUGCAAUAGCUGUUGUUGGGGGACUGGAUGCCCAUAUCUCCCUUUAUGUGGCCACUAUGUUGGAUAUCUAUAAGAUUCCACAG
This is a messenger RNA of Thamnophis sirtalis, 1032 nucleotides long. The record is from RefSeq and is a predicted model, not a curated record. Lineage: Eukaryota; Metazoa; Chordata; Lepidosauria; Squamata; Natricidae.